CUAAUUUGGGCCAAAACAUACUCUCCCCUCCACUCUUCAUCUUCUGCUAGCCCCGCAGAAAAGAACUCCUUAGAAAGUCUCCAUAUCCACUCCGGACAAGGAAAGAAUCAUUUUUCUUUUCCCUCCAUCACCAUCUUAUAUUCUUACAUAAACCCAAGACUGACACUCCAUCUUCCAUAAUCUAUUUCAUUUUGAACCCAAACGCUUUUUGGUAUUUGAACAAUGGCUCAGGAAUUGGCGGAGAAGGCGAAAGAAGCAAUAUUUGAGGAUGAUUUCAAGCUAGCCAUUGAUUUAUACUCUAAAGCUAUUGAUUUGGACCCCACUAACCCCGAGUUUUUCGCUGACCGUGCUCAGGCCAAUAUCAAACUUAAUAACUUCACUGAGGCUGUUGCUGAUGCAAACAAGGCAAUUGAGCUGGAUCCUUUAAAGGCCAAGGCAUAUUUGCGUAAAGGUACUGCCUGUAUUAAGCUUGAAGAAUAUCACACUGCCAAGACAGCACUUGAAAAGGGUGUGUCUUUAGCUCGGGAUGAUUCUAGAUUUACUAAGUUGAUUGAAGAAUGUAAUCAGCGAAUUGCAGAGGAGUCUAAUGAUCUAAGCAAGUCUUUAGCUCCAAGUGUGUCUCCUGUAUCGGUUAUUUCCCCUCAGAUGGUCAUCUCCUCAGCAAAACCAAAAUACAGACAUGAAUACUACCAGAAGCCAGAGGAAGUCAUUGUAACAAUAUUUGCAAAGGGCAUACCAGCUAAGAAUGUCACAGUCGACUUUGGUGAACAAAUUCUGAGUGUUACCAUUGAUGUCCCUGGCGAAGAUGCAUAUCAUUUUCAACCUCGAUUGUUUGGAAAAAUAGUGCCUGAUAAAAGCCAGUACCAGGUAUUGUCAACCAAGAUUGAAAUUCGUCUUGCAAAAGCUGAAGUUAUCAACUGGACAUCUCUUGAGUAUUGCAAGGAAAAUAUAGUUCCUCGGAAACUUAAUGCACCAUCAGGUACAUCAGUUGGAUCUCAAAGGCCUUUGUACCCGUCUUCCAAAACAAGAGCAAAAGAUUGGGAUAAGUUGGAAGCCGAAGUUAAGAAGGAGGAAAAAGAUGAGAGGCUAGAUGGUGAUGCAGCUUUGAAUAAGAUGUUCAGGGACAUUUACCAAAAUGCAGAUGAGGACAUGAGGAGGGCUAUGAUGAAAUCUUUUGUAGAGUCGAGUGGAACGGUACUGUCAACUGACUGGAAAGAAGUGGGUUCCAAAAAAGUAGAAGGCAGCGCUCCAGAGGGCAUGGAAAUGAGAAAGUGGGAGUAUUAGUGCAGUAUAUAACAUGUCACUACAUGAACAUCCAGGAUUUUUUACUUUCUUACAAUUGCACUUUUCCUUUUCCAUCAGGGAUCUCAGCCGCUGUAAAUUAAAUAUAUAUACGUUUUGAGAUUAUUUUGUUUCUGACGGGACACUGUUAAUGGUUGUAGUUGAUUGGUUUUAUUAGCAAUAGGAGAGCCAUAUUCACAUUCGUUUA
Messenger RNA from Ricinus communis (castor bean), 1489 nucleotides. Its product is annotated as protein SGT1 homolog A. Gene Ontology annotation, biological process: protein stabilization; defense response to fungus. Lineage: Eukaryota; Viridiplantae; Streptophyta; Magnoliopsida; Malpighiales; Euphorbiaceae. Gene Ontology annotation, molecular function: protein-folding chaperone binding. Gene Ontology annotation, cellular component: nucleus; cytoplasm. The coding region runs from base 223 to 1284 and encodes 353 amino acids. The record is from RefSeq and is a predicted model, not a curated record. The transcript is spliced from 10 exons.